Messenger RNA from Leptonychotes weddellii (Weddell seal), 1095 nucleotides. The record is from RefSeq and is a predicted model, not a curated record. NCBI's taxonomy places the organism in Eukaryota, Metazoa, Chordata, Mammalia, Carnivora, Phocidae.
AUGGCAUUCAAAGGAUGUACCUGGCAAGGCAUCCAGGCGGAAGGAGAUUGGCAUACAGGAGCUCCAGUGCAUAAAGGAGAUCUAGCGCAGGCUAACUGGAAACCAAGCCCUAGCAGGCAGGACUCGGGGACUUGGAAGCUGGGAGGCAGGUACUGCGAUUCAGAGAGCAGCCUGGAGCCUGUUCCUGGGAGUGGAGCGUGGGAUCGGAGUGAGACCAGCACAAGGCAGCCGCCGCAGGUCUGGGGAGCUGCAGAGUCCUCUAGUACGAGGGUUCAGCCUGGAGCUGCAUCUCUGCAAGUGGAGGGAAACUCUCAUCCUGCAGUGAAGGCAUGGAGAGCAUCCAAUUCGCAGUAUCCCGUGUCCACGGGGAGUGUCGGCCCGACCUGGUCCAAAGACAACCUUCCUGACACAGCUGGCUCCAGGAACACAUUUGACCUUCUCAUUGACCUCAGUGUAACUUUUCAGAUCACCCCUCCGUGUACCCGUGAGAGGCAUUAUGAGCAUUUCGGACGAUGCUGUAAUAAAUGUGAACCAGGAAAGUACAUGUCUUCUAAAUGCACUACUACCUCGGAAAGUGUAUGCUUGCCCUGUGGCCCAGAUGAAUACUUAGACACCUGGAAUGAAGAAGAUAAGUGCUUGCUGCAUAAAGUUUGUGACACGGGCAAGGCCCUGGUGGCCGUGGAGCCCGGCAACCGGACGGCCCCGCGGCGCUGCGCAUGCACGGCCGGCUACCACUGGAGCGCCGACUGUGACUGUUGCCGCCGCAACACGGAGUGCGCCCCGGGCUUCGGCGCCCAGCACCCGGUGCAGCUCAACAAGGACACUAUUUGCAAGCCCUGCCUAGUGGGCUACUUCUCUGAUGCCUUUUCUUCCACCGAGAAAUGCAAACCCUGGACCAACUGUAGCAUUCUUGGAGAGGCAGAAGUACAUCAUGGGACGGAUAAAUCCGAUGUGGUUUGUAGUUCUUCUCUGUCAUCGGCAAAGCCUCCAAGAGGGGUUCACCUCUCCCUCUUCAUCAAGACCAUCUUAGCUGUGGUCAAUUUUAUCAGUAUUUUAACUCCAGAUAUGUUGUUACUUGAAAAUUUCCUGCUCUGA